Molecule: messenger RNA, 1775 nt
Organism: Melopsittacus undulatus (budgerigar)
Lineage: Eukaryota; Metazoa; Chordata; Aves; Psittaciformes; Psittaculidae
Product: angiogenic factor with G patch and FHA domains 1
Biological process (GO): positive regulation of angiogenesis
Molecular function (GO): protein binding; nucleic acid binding
Source: RefSeq, a predicted model, not a curated record
UUCUGGUAUCAGGAAGCAGAAGAUACUUCAUUGCCAGAGGGUUCUUUGGCAGAGAGCUUGAGAGCUGCUGCUGAAGCUGCUGUUUCACAAACCGGAUUUAUUUAUGAUGAAAAUACAGGACUGUAUUAUGACCACAGUACUGGAUUCUACUAUAAUUCGGAAAAUCAACUAUAUUAUGAUCCAGCAACUGGAAUUUAUUACUACUGUGAUGUGGAAAGUGGCCGAUACCAGUUUCAUUCACGAGUGGAUCUGCAGUCUUAUCAGACCUCUGGUACUCAGCACACCAGGGAUAAAAAAGGGAAAAAGAAGAGAAAAGAGCCAGAGCGGAUUACUGCAAAUGACCAUAAGGAUCUGGACACAGAAGAGCAGAAAUCAUCUAGCAUUCUGAAUUGCUUUUCCACUGCUGAGCAGCUAAGUUCUACUGAAGAAGAGGAGUCUCCAAGCAUAAGAAAGAAGAAAAUGGACACAGAACCACAAAACAGUCUAACAGCCAAAGAAUCUAUUUCUACAGACAAUAUAAAUUCACAUUCUUGCAAAAGUACACCGGAUGCGGCAGCACAUGCAGAUGACAGGAGAACAGGAGACACAGAGAGUGAGCCAGAAGAAGGUGAAAUUACAGAUUCUGAGUGUGAAGCAUACAGCAGUGAGGAUGAAGUAACAAGUGAAGAAACUGCUUAUUCAGAAGACUCAGAAAAUGAAGAUGAAGAAAAGAUCUGGCCUCCUUGUAUCAGAGUGAUUGUAAUAAGAUCACCAGUUCUGCAGAGAUCACUUUAUAUUAUCACAGCUGUGAAGCCUGCUACAAUUGGAAGAGAAAAAAGUGUUGGACACACACUUGAGAUUCCUGAAGUUGGAGUCAGUAAGUUCCAUGCAGAAGUGUAUUUUGACCACGAUUUGCAAAAUUAUGUUCUUGUGGAUCAAGGCAGUCAGAAUGGAACAGUUGUUAAUGGAAAUCAGAUUCUUCAGCCUAAAACAAAAUGUGAUCCCUACAUCUUGGAACAUGGAGAUGAAGUGAAGAUUGGUGAACCUGUGCUUUCUUUUCACAUACAUCAUGGCAGUGAUACUUGUGAUGGAUGUGAACCAGGACAAGUCAGAGCACAUCUUCGUCUUGACAGGAAAAAGGAAUCUUCUGUUUGCCCAGCACUUAGCAAAGAAGAGAGAGAGAUAGUCAGAAGAAAAGCAUUAAAAAUACGUGAAAAAUAUGGUUUACAGAACACAGAGUAUGAAGACAAUAAAGCAGUGAAGAAUCCAAAGUACAAAGACAGAGCGGGAAAACGCAGAGAGACCAUUGGAAGUGAAGGAACCUUCCAGAGAGAUGAUAGUCCAGCGUCUGUUCAUAUUGAAAUCAGCAACAGCAAUAAAGGACAUAAAAUGCUGGAGAAGAUGGGAUGGAAGAAGGGGGAAGGCCUGGGCAAGGAUGGUGGUGGUAUCAAGGAUCCGAUCCACCUUCAGUUACAUAAGACGCAUGCAGGUUUGGGUACCAGUAGACCAGCUUCAGCUGAAGAUGUUCAGAUCAUCCAGAGCAAGAAUAAAAAGAACUGGGAUAAAGCAAGAGAAAGGUUUGCUGAAAACUUCCAAGAACCAAAAUCACAAAAAGAUACACCUAAGAUUGUACCUUGGGUUAGAGGGACUUUAGAGUAAAGUCCCACAGCAGGGUAAUUCCUGUGUGUAAAUAGCUGGGAGAGAAUUUAUUUUUACUCUUUGUUUCUUUUGCUAAAGCAGAAGUUUGGCAUAUGUAAAAUACAGUUGUGGAUAAAAAUAUACAAGACUAACUCUUA